Neltuma alba is the source of this 2550-nucleotide messenger RNA. Its product is annotated as magnesium-chelatase subunit ChlD, chloroplastic. The transcript is spliced from 15 exons. NCBI's taxonomy places the organism in Eukaryota, Viridiplantae, Streptophyta, Magnoliopsida, Fabales, Fabaceae. Gene Ontology annotation, molecular function: ATP hydrolysis activity; ATP binding; magnesium chelatase activity. Gene Ontology annotation, biological process: chlorophyll biosynthetic process. The record is from RefSeq and is a predicted model, not a curated record. Bases 117 to 2372 code for a protein of 751 amino acids.
GCAAUAUGUGAGAAUUUGGGAGCCGAGUAGGCGACAAUGUUCCUUGCUGAUCUUUGAAAUCCAGCAACGGAUAAGAAAAGAAGAACCUGACCCUCCCAUGGUCCUCUGACCCUGAAAUGGCUUUCACUUUCACUUCGACUUGUGUGAACUUCCCUCACCUUCAAUCCUUUUCUCUGCUUGUCACAUUUAGAGCGCAUCCGAAUUUCUCUUCAUGUUUUGCUCCUCUCAGACCUAAACGAAAUAGAAAACAUUCGUCAUUCAUCAAUGCUUUGUCGAAUUCAGUUGUUGAAUCUGGUAAUGGAGCUGUAAUGACCUCUGAGAAGCCAGAUAGCACUUAUGGAAAACAGUACUUCCCCCUCGCUGCUGUUGUGGGCCAAGAUGCUAUAAAGACUGCUCUUUUGCUUGGAGCCAUUGACCGUGGGAUUGGAGGUAUUGCCAUAUCAGGAAGGCGAGGAACUGCCAAAACUGUAAUGGCACGUGGAUUGCACGCAAUACUACCGCCCAUUGAAGUAGUAGCUGGAUCAAUAGCAAAUGCAGAUCCAUCCUACCCAGAAGAAUGGGAAAAUGGACUUUCUCAACGUGUGGAAUAUGAUUCUGCUGGUAAUAUUAAAACUCAGAUUGUCAAGUCUCCCUUUGUUCAGAUUCCUCUUGGAGUCACAGAAGACAGACUCAUUGGAUCAGUUGAUGUUGAGGAGUCUGUGAAAACAGGAACAACCGUUUUCCAACCUGGCCUGUUGGCAGAAGCUCAUAGAGGUGUUUUAUACGUUGAUGAAAUUAAUCUUUUGGACGAGGGUAUUAGUAAUUUGCUCCUCAAUGCAUUGACUGAAGGAGUUAAUGCUGUUGAAAGAGAGGGAGUAAGUUUCCGACACCCGUGCAGGCCACUUUUGAUUGCCACUUACAACCCAGAAGAGGGUGAUGUGCGGGAACAUUUACUAGAUCGCAUUGCAAUUAACUUGAAUGCAAGUCUUCCAAUGAGCUUUGAAGACCGUGUUGCAGCUGUUGGGAUUGCUACACAGUUUCAGGAAAACAGUAAUGAGAUAUUUAAAAUGGUAGAAGAAGAAACAGAAAAUGCAAAAACUCAGAUCAUUUUGGCUAGAGAGUAUCUAAAGGAUGUUACUAUUGGGAGAGACCAAUUAAAGUACCUUGUUAUGGAAGCUCUACGAGGUGGUUGCCAGGGACACAGAGCUGAGCUAUAUGCUGCCCGUGUUGCAAAGUGCUUGGCUGCUUUAGAGGGACGUGAACAAGUUAACAUCGAGGACCUGAAAAAAGCUGUAGAGCUGGUAAUUCUGCCUCGUUCAAUUCUUAAUGAGAACCCUCCAGAGCAACAAAAUCAGCCGCCUCCCCCUCCUCCUCCUCCACAAAACCAGGAAUCUGGGGAGGAGCAGAAUGAAGAGGAAGAACAAGAGGAUGAAAAUGAUGAAGAGAAUGAACAGCAGCAAGAGCAAAUUCCUGAGGAGUUUAUCUUUGAUGCGGAAGGGGGCUUGGCGGAUGAAAAACUUCUCUUUUUUGCCCAACAAGCACAGAGACGACGUGGGAGGGCUGGAAGAGCAAAAAAUGUCAUAUUUUCAGAGGAUAGAGGUCGAUACAUUAAGCCAAUGCUUCCAAAGGGCCCUGUAAAGAGAUUAGCAGUUGAUGCUACCCUUAGAGCAGCUGCACCAUAUCAGAAGUUACGGAGGGCGAGGGACUCCCAAAAUAGUAGGAAAGUAUUUGUUGAGAAAACUGAUAUGAGAGCAAAGAGAAUGGCACGAAAAGCAGGAGCUUUGGUUAUAUUUGUGGUUGACGCAAGUGGAAGCAUGGCAUUGAACAGGAUGCAGAAUGCCAAAGGUGCCGCACUUAAGUUACUGGCAGAAAGCUAUACAAGCAGAGAUCAGGUGUCUAUUAUUCCCUUCCGGGGGGACUCUGCAGAAGUUCUUCUGCCUCCUUCUAGAUCAAUUGCAAUGGCAAGGAAACGUCUUGAGAGACUUCCUUGUGGUGGAGGGUCACCCCUGGCUCAUGGUCUUACCACGGCUGUCCGGGUCGGUUUAAAUGCAGAGAAAAGUGGUGACGUUGGACGUGUGAUGAUUGUUGCGAUAACUGAUGGUAGAGCCAAUAUAUCAUUAAAAAGGUCAACUAACCCUGAAGCUUCUGAUGCUGAUGCUCCUAGACCUUCAGCUCAGGAAUUGAAGGAUGAAAUCCUUGAGGUGGCUGGUAAGAUAUAUAAAGCUGGAAUGUCACUGCUAGUCAUCGACACAGAAAAUAAGUUUGUCUCAACAGGUUUUGCCAAGGAGAUUGCGAGAGUAGCACAAGGGAAGUAUUAUUAUUUGCCAAAUGCUUCGGAUGCUGUUAUCUCAGCAACAACAAAGGAUGCUUUAUUAGCCUUGAAGAAUUCAUAAAAAUUCCUGAAAAUAAUGUGCCUAGUGCAGGCUCAAUUUUUCCCUCACAUAAUCCUAGUGUAGAUGUUGCGAAAAUCUGUGUUCACUUUUGUAGGAAGGAAGCAUAUUAUAAUGCCGAGUUCUGCUAUGCCCAAUCUACUGUACAUAUUAUGCUUCUUAAAGCUUCUUUUUCCCUCCC